Papaver somniferum (opium poppy) is the source of this 1891-nucleotide messenger RNA. RefSeq lists its product as uncharacterized. The record is from RefSeq and is a predicted model, not a curated record. The transcript is spliced from 2 exons. Lineage: Eukaryota; Viridiplantae; Streptophyta; Magnoliopsida; Ranunculales; Papaveraceae. The coding region runs from base 279 to 1877 and encodes 532 amino acids.
UAGUGCGUUAAGGUGUUUCUUUUUGAGUUGAAUUGAUUGGGGUUUUGUUUGUUUUGAACGAUAUGUUUCCGUGAAAGCUAGGUUUUCUUUGUUCUGCUUGACUGUUGAGUAUUGAAUUUGAAUUUGUAGUGGGUAUUGAGGUUUGGUUGUGAAGGUGGCGUUUUAUUACCUUGUUCUCAACUAUUACAAUUCUAAUCUGGUGCAGGGGGUGUGUGUUUCUAAGGAUUUGCAUCAUCAAUUGUCCUUCAAUAAAAUCCCAUGUCCUUUCAAGAAUUUUGAUGGUUGUCGUGGAGGUACUAAUGGUAGAGGUUAUGCUAAAUCUGCAAUACGCCGACACCUCCAUGAUCAACACUUUCCUUCUGAAAGUGAUAAGGAUUUAUGUAGACAUAGGAUUCAGACAAACAGUGAAUGUUUUACUGCUUAGGAAGAGGUUUUGGAAGCUAUGCAGAUGUGGCUCUGCAUCAAAUGUUUGCGCACCUAUGCUUGGAGGAAACCCUGUCGCAAUUUCCGGACCAUACAAUGAUGGAAACGCGGAUUUUCUAAUUCAUGGUGUUGAGAAGCCUCUAUCUACUAGUGAGUCUGGUGCUACAGCUAGUGCUGAAUCUGUCCAGUCUAACGUUACUGCUGACACUACAUGUCUAUCAGUGGAGAUGCUUAAUCAAAUUUUGCAGCAGCAUACUCCAACCAUAGUAAGUAUCCAUCCUUCAUGCAGACUAAAUUUUUCCAGAACCCUCAAGUCAGCAUUAGACAAUGUCAUUGCUAAGCCUAGAGAUUUAUCUGUUUGGCUGCAACUUCUUUUACUCUCUGUUUGUACAUUGAAUCUUUAUGUUCCAAAAUGCUCUGUGGAAGAACGGUCUGGCACAAGAAAGAAACUACAGAUCUCUGCAAUCAACCAAUCAUUUACCAAAUGGGGAGAACCCCAAGGUUGUGCUUUCUUGACUCAGAAGCUUCUUAAUCUUUCUAAUGAUAACAACUGUCGUAAGCUUCCUAAGAAGAAGAAGAUGACUGUGAAUACCAAUAUGCCAGCUUGUUUGAAGAAGUUAAGGACUGGUCAAUUUACUGCUGCGAUCCGUGUUCUUUCCUCUGAUGGUAUUUCUCUUCCUACGCCAGAUACUAUGUACGAAUUGCAGCAGAAACACCCCCAUGCGCCUCCUCCUUCCAUUCCGGCAGAUGACAUCACAACACCCUCAUUAUCUGUGGAUGUUAAAGCUGUGUUGGUCGCAAUCAAAAUAUUUCCUAAAGGUAUAGCUUGUGAGCAUGAUGGUUUAAGAGCUCAACACUUACUCGAUGCACUGAGUGGACCGGCUGCUGCAGUGGUUGAUGAACUGUUGGAGUUCAUGGUUGGGGUUAUCAAUCUGUGGCUUGCAGGCAAUUGUCCCUCUGAACUGGGUGAAUAUAUGUCUAGUGCUCCAUUAACGCCUUUGCUGAAACCUGGAGGUGGUGUAAGGCCAAUUGCGGUGGGUACCAUCUGGAGACGCCUGUGUUCCAAGUUAGCUGCCAAUGCUGUAUGCAAAGAUAUUAUAGCCUAUCUUGGUUCACAUCAAUUUGGGGUGGGAAUACCUUGUGGUGGUGAAGGUAUUAUGCAUGCUGCUAAUAGGUUAUUGGAGUUAAAAGGUACUCACUGCACUCAGACUAUGCUUUUGGUUGAUUUCACAAAUGCUUUUAACUUAGUAGACAGGGCUACAUUGAUUCAUGAGGUUCGGAACCAUUGCCCUAGCAUUUCUAGAUGGGUUGAGUUCUGUUACUCCACACCCGCCAGAUUAUAUUACAACCAACAUAUUCUUUCAUCUGCUUUGGGUGUACAGCAAGGUGACCCACUUGGGCCCCUGUUAUUCUCACUUGCAUUGCAUCCUCUGGUUGUUAAGAUUGCUGCCUAAUGUACAUUAGACCU